AUGUCCCCCCACUCUUACCUAGGUCUUCCCCCCAUCCCACAGGAUUUAAAACCCGUCACAUCUUUUUUACAAAGGGCGGACGAGCUCAAGGCACAAGACCCUAUAAUUGCAUACUGGUGUGCGUACUACGCGGCUCAGGUCGGCAUUGCCCUUAAAGCGCCCGCACCUGCUAACCGGGCCUUCCUAUCGUCCCUCCUCACCGCACUCGAGUCCCUUCGAACGACCAUCGGUCCCUCUGACGCCGUCGACGUCGAGUCCGCUUCCUCAGCAUAUACCGAGAACUUUGCCCUUCGUGUGUUCACUUUGGCCGACAACGAAGACCGUCGCGGUGUCGCCACCCGUUCCACGGCCAAGAAAUUCCUCGCGGCUGCCACGUUCCUCGAAGUCCUCAAGGUUUUCGAAGACAAGGGACCGUGGAAGGCGCACGAGGAUAAAGUCCGUUAUGCCAAGUGGAAGGCGGCAGACAUCGCCAAGGCGUUCCGGGAGGGCCGCAAACCGACGCCAGGCCCCGCCGAUGCAGAACCAGAGGAACAGCCCUACGAAAUGCCGUCUGUUCCUUCGGCGAUAGUCUCGUCCCAGACCCCAUCACCGUCCCAGGACAGUCAGCGUGGAACGCCCCCAAAGACCCAACGGGAAGGCGACCAUCGCGCGCGCGUCAGUGGCGAGCUUGAAGGACGCGAAGACGACGGCCUCUACGAGCAACCGAAGAAUGCUGCCCACUUCACCCCACUUGCCUCGACAUCGCUACCGAAGACAGCUGCAUUCUCCGGACUGCCCACCGUCGGCGAGGAGUCUUCGAUGCCCAUCACAUCACAUCCAAAGCCAGCGUCUAUCCCCAUCGCAGGCAGAGGCGCAAGCGGCAGUUCACCGCCGUCGUCGGUCUCUUCCUCUGGGUCUGGAUCUUCGAAGAAACGUCGCUCACGUACGACGUCGCUGACAGCGUCGAGUCCACCGACAAACGGGAGUACUGUUCCAACCCAAACACAUGGGCACAGACGCGAUCGCACGGGUUCCAUCGGCGCGUCAUCUGUGACCUCAGUUACGGGUGUGUCCGCACCCUGCAGGUCCGCAUCGCCCACGCAUUAUGUGCCCCGCGCAUCGCCCACCAGCGCAGGCUCAGGUCCGGGCGUAUCAUCUCCAUACGCAUCGCAGCAGCCGCAGCCGCCAUAUAACUCGUCGAGCGCGGUAUAUCUCUCGCAUCCUCCGCCCCCGCCCCCGCCUUUACAAGAGUUGACGCCAUCUAUCAUUGCCAAAGCGCAGAAGCAUUGUCGGUUUGCGAUUUCGGCGUUAGACUAUGAGGACGCCGAGCAGGCGCGGAAGGAGCUGCGGGCAGCGCUCGCGAUACUGGGCGAGUAG
This is a messenger RNA of Heterobasidion irregulare TC 32-1, 1356 nucleotides long. RefSeq lists its product as uncharacterized. The transcript has 3 exons. Lineage: Eukaryota; Fungi; Basidiomycota; Agaricomycetes; Russulales; Bondarzewiaceae. Gene Ontology annotation, biological process: late endosome to vacuole transport via multivesicular body sorting pathway. The coding region runs from base 1 to 1356 and encodes 451 amino acids. Gene Ontology annotation, cellular component: multivesicular body. The record is from RefSeq and is a predicted model, not a curated record.